UCCAUAUAGUUGGCACCACUUCGUGGCCACUGAGAAAGUGAGAAAUGGCGGCGAUAGCUCGCCUGCACCUCCUCCAGCCACCGCCGGCCGCCGUGAACACUUCCGUGCUUUUCUCAAAACUCCCUCGCCUCUCUCCCUUCUCCAACCCUAAUUACAGUCUCUGCUACACUCGUGCUCGUAAACCCUCGCUGAGUCGACGACUCUGCUCCAACUCGGAAUCAGUCCCCGAGAGCUCUCCAACUUCUGGAGCGAGUGCGUCCAUAGUUGGCGGUCUUCUGGAUUAUCUCAACGAAUCUUGGACUCAAUUUCAUGCUACAGCUGAAGCAAAACGACAAUUGAUUGCUGCUGGAUAUCACUUGCUGAAUGAAAAUGAUGAAUGGGACCUAAAGCCUGGAGGACGGUACUUAUUUACAAGGAAUAUGUCUUGUUUGGUUGCCUUUGCAGUUGGAGAAAAGUACCGCGGCAGCAAUGGUUUUCAUGUAAUUGCUGCGCACACUGAUAGUCCAUGUCUAAAACUAAAACCAAAGUCCGCAUCUUCCAAAUCAGGCUAUCUCAUGGUCAAUGUGCAAACUUAUGGAAGUGGUUUAUGGCAUACAUGGUUUGAUAGAGACUUGAGUUUAGCUGGAAGGGUCAUAGUGAGAGAGAAAGACGGUUCUUUUCUGCACAAGCUCAUUAAAUUGAAAAGGCCUAUUUUACGAAUACCAACAUUGGCCAUUCAUCUUGACCGAACAGUGAACAAGGAUGGGUUUAAGCCAAACCUAGAGACUCACCUUGUUCCCUUAUUAGCAACAAAGCUUGAGGAUACAUCUUUGGAUCCUAAAGAGAAAAGUAAUAUUUCAAAAGCUGCGCAUCAUCCCAUUCUUAUGCAGAUUUUGUCGGAUGAGCUGAGUUGUGGCAUCGAAGACAUAGCAAGUAUGGAGCUGAACAUUUGUGAUACCCAACCCAGUUGCCUCGGAGGUGCUAACAGUGAAUUUAUUUUUUCUGGAAGAUUGGAUAAUCUCGCUUCUAGUUAUUGUGCAUUGAGAGCUCUUAUAGACUCAUCUGGAACACCCGGUGAUUUAUCAAGUGAGCAUGCAAUUCGGAUGAUUGCUCUUUUUGAUAACGAGGAGGUGGGUUCAGAAUCAGCUCAGGGAGCUGGUGCUCCAACCAUGUUUGAGGCUAUGAGACGUAUAGUUGGUUGCCUAGCUCAAGAGUAUGUAGAGGGUGCUUUUGAGCGUGCAAUCCGCCGAUCUUUUCUUGUGUCUGCUGACAUGGCUCAUGGAGUUCACCCAAAUUUCAUGGAUAAGCACGAAGAACACCAUCGCCCAGAAUUACAAAAAGGGCUUGUCAUCAAGCACAAUGCAAACCAGCGCUAUGCCACCAGUGGAGUUACGGCUUUCCUUUUCAAAGAAGUUGCAAAAAUUCAUAACCUACCCACUCAGGAAUUUGUGGUGAGAAAUGAUAUGGGUUGCGGAUCAACCAUAGGUCCCAUACUUGCUUCAGGUGUUGGAAUCCGUACUCUUGAUUGUGGCAUUGCUCAGCUUUCCAUGCACAGUAUAAGAGAAAUAUGUGCGAAAGACGAUAUCGACAUUGCAUACAAGCAUUUCAAGGCAUUCUAUCAAACGUUUCCAAGCGUAGACAGAAAAUUAGAAGUGGAUUAGCAAGUUUUUAUUCCAAGACCCAUUGAGGAUGAUAUCAGUUUUGCUUUCUCUAGAGAGUAGAAUAAUUCAAUGUUGUUACACAAAAAUGAACACAAUAAGAUGUAUCCAUAUGUUAUAAUUUUGUUGGGGAGAAAAUACUGAAGGACAUCAUAUGUACGGUUUUCCAUGGAAGCACGAGGGUUUUCUUUGGGGA
Molecule: messenger RNA, 1833 nt
Organism: Rhododendron vialii
Lineage: Eukaryota; Viridiplantae; Streptophyta; Magnoliopsida; Ericales; Ericaceae
Product: probable aspartyl aminopeptidase
Exons: 10
Coding region: 45-1640 (531 amino acids)
Biological process (GO): proteolysis
Molecular function (GO): aminopeptidase activity; zinc ion binding
Source: RefSeq, a predicted model, not a curated record